Messenger RNA from Corticium candelabrum, 819 nucleotides. Its product is annotated as stromal cell-derived factor 2-like. The transcript is spliced from 7 exons. Lineage: Eukaryota; Metazoa; Porifera; Homoscleromorpha; Homosclerophorida; Plakinidae. Bases 62 to 676 code for a protein of 204 amino acids. The record is from RefSeq and is a predicted model, not a curated record.
UUCCCGGAUAAUCCCGCCCUAACCGAAAAGAGCCACGUUGUCACUCGGCACGUCUCUCGUAAUGUCUCUCCUUCUCUGCACGUUAUUUAUUACACUAUUCGUCGAUAUUGUACAUGCAGCAGGUUUUCAGUUCGUGACGUGCGGUAGCGUUAUAAAACUCGCGCACAUUCAAUCAAACGUGCGCUUGCAUUCACACGAAGUGCGUUACGGCUCGGGAAGUGGUCAGCAGUCCGUGACGGGCGUGACGGAUACAGGCGAUGCUAACAGUUACUGGGUAGUGAAAGGGACGCAAGAUAAGCCUUGCAAGCGAGGGGUUCCAAUUAAAUGUGGUACUGUUAUCAGACUGAAUCAUUUACAGACAAGACUCAACCUUCACAGUCACUUUUUCCAAUCACCUCUUAGUAAUAAUCAAGAAGUGAGUGCAUUUGGUGAGAAUGGUGAAGGAGAUUCAGGUGAUUACUGGACAGUACAGUGUGAUGAUGAUUUCUGGAGGCGAGAUGAUAUAAUACACUUGAAACACAAGGACACAGGAAGGUAUCUUCAUGCAAGUCACAAUCAAUUUGGACGUCCCAUCAGUGGGCAAAGAGAAAUAUGUGCAAUUCCUUCUCAAGGGCAAGACACUUUGUGGCAAGCCAUGGAGGGAAUUUACUUGAAGCCAUCAGAUGGCACAAGCUGAAACUUUAUUUUUGGUUAGAUUGAGUUACGAAUUGCUGAAUAGGCAGACUGUACUCUGACAUGCUGCAGGUUCUGCUAGAUGAGCAACACUGUUACAGUAUGUAAAUUGGUGUGAGAGUAAUAGUACAAGUUAUACUUACAGUA